AUGGCUUCAAAAUCUUGGUCUUAUCAAGCGCAUGAGUAUCCGAUUUCAACAUUCUGUCGAGUCGAAGGCACAAACUAUAUUUUAACAGUAGCAAAAGAUGAAAUCAAACUCAAGAACUUAGAGGAUACACAAGCACAACAAACACUCUUUACUAAAUCCCAUAAUGCCGACAUAACUCUGAUUGAUGCCAGUCCAUCCACUUUAAAGGUUGUGUCUGCUAGUUUUGAUCAAGUACUUCUAACUGAUAUGACUGUAGGCGAUGUUAUCAUGCGGUUCUCAGGUAAUAAAGAAAGCAAAGGGAAACUAGUGAGGGAUUGUAAAUUCCUUAGCCGGAACUUGAUAGCUACUUGUGGAGACUAUACUGCAUUGAAUCUAGCUGAUAUUCGAGAACGACCUGCAUCGAAUUCCAGUAAAAUACAAGAGUCACCUAAUUGUUGGACCUACCCGUUUCUGACCGAGGAUAAUUUGACCUCACUUGGAUAUUCUCAUCCUUAUAUAUCCAUGGGAUCGUCUAGCGGGACAGCAUACAUUCUUGAUUUAAGAAACCUGCAGUUCAUUUACAGUAAUGUUUCAAAGAAUUUAUUGAUGGCCGUUGAGCAGCACCCAGGUAACCUAUCGGUUCUGUUUGACAAGGAAGGGAUAAUACGAUUCUACGAUGUAAAAAAAGAUCAGUUUAUGGCACAAGGAUGCUGUGUAAAUCGGGCAAUUGAACACCAGAUCAACAUGCAUUAUGUUCCUGAGCUUGACUUUGUCAUAAAUGGAUCCGAGGAAGGAAUAGUACAUUUGUGGCGUCUAAAUGAAGACAGAUCAAGGUUUGUCAGUGCUUUAAAUUUUGCAGUUUUAGGAAGAGUAGAUUCUCCAGCUAGUGGUAUACCUGCAGCUAACACAAUUAAUCAUGUUGAUUUUGACCCAGCUGCCAAAAGGUUAAUUGCAAGUUCUGCAAGUGGAGUAUUGCAUGUUUGGGAUGAUCUAUCUAACUUAAAAGCUUAA
Molecule: messenger RNA, 990 nt
Organism: Spathaspora passalidarum NRRL Y-27907
Lineage: Eukaryota; Fungi; Ascomycota; Pichiomycetes; Serinales; Debaryomycetaceae
Exons: 1
Coding region: 1-990 (329 amino acids)
Biological process (GO): mRNA splicing, via spliceosome
Cellular component (GO): catalytic step 2 spliceosome
Molecular function (GO): protein binding
Source: RefSeq, a predicted model, not a curated record